Molecule: messenger RNA, 1947 nt
Organism: Cyclocybe aegerita
Lineage: Eukaryota; Fungi; Basidiomycota; Agaricomycetes; Agaricales; Hemipholiotaceae
Source: the annotation of a GenBank genome assembly
AUGAGCAUGUUCGCUACUAUGCCACCAAGGCAUUCACCACCGUCAGCACCUCCUCUAUGGAUCACGGGUGCAUUCCACACCUCCCCUACAGGCGGUCUUGAGGCCCUAGCAGGUCUCAUCCCCGUCCACCUUAUGCUGAAGAAGUUGGCAACGUGUGCAGGCUCAGCUCUCUCGCCUGUUAUCUCUGGGCUGUUCAUUGCUCCGGUAAUGAAGCUCUUUUACAUCAAAGCGGCGCCACUCAACAUGACGCUGCUGUCUUUUGUGGAUGAUGGGACCAUUCUGGCCCAAUCGAAACAACUUGAUGAUAAUAAUGUGGGCCUGCGUAAGGCCUACAAAAUUAUCUACCUUCUCUUUGUUGCCUUCGCGCUCGUUCUUGAACACGACAAGACCGAGCUGUUUCACUUUUCGCGUCGCCGAGACGCCUACAAUCCCUCGCUGGAUUUGGGGUACGCCCCUCAUACCGGCGCCACACCUUUGAAACCUAAGACCUAUUGGAGGUACUUGGGCUUCUACUUUGACCGCGGGCUCACGUUCCAUGAGCACGUUCGCUACUACGCCACCAAGGCGUUUACCACCGUGCAAGCCAUGCGCAUGCUCGGGAACUCUACUAGAGGUCUAUCGCCUAAACAACGCUGCCUCUUAUAUCGAUCGUGUGUGGUCCCUAUUGCCACAUACGGUUAUCGUCUCUGGUAUUUUGAUGGCGCCCGCAAUAAGGGCGCGAUGAACCAGCUAAAACGGAUGCAGCGAAAAGCUGCUCUAUGGAUCACGGGUGCUUUCCGCACCUCACCCACAGGCGGUCUUGAGGCCCUCGCUGGCCUCAUCCCCGUCCAUCUCAUGCUGAAGAAGUUGGCGACGCGCGCAGUGUAUCGCAUCGCUACCCUCUCAGACACUCACCCCCUCCGCUCUAUGAUGGGCGAGGGACUCCUCAAGCGAGCCGCACCACACGCUCGCUCUGCCGCCUUGAUGACCCCAGCCAUGCGGGGGAAAGUCAAGAGCACUGUCAUGGAAGUGGACGAGCGCGUCCACACCUUAACUGAGAGCUUCGAGCCCUUUGCGCCCGAAGCUCGUCCAGGCGACCGGUUACUGGACCGCUAUGCGGACCGUCUCCAUUUUGACGAGCGUGAUCCUGGCCAGGAUAGGCGCCCAUAUCUAGACGAGCUCAUUGCGAAAGCAAGGGCUGACCCACUAACAGUACUGGCUGCAACUGAUGGCUCUGUCCCUCAGUCCAACCAGUAUCAGGCGGCUUCGGCUGCUAUAAUCUACAAGGGACAUCGCGAGCUCGAGAGGACCCGCUAUGUCUCUGGCAGAGUUACCACCCCAGAUGCGGAACUCAAUGCCAUCUCGUGCGCAGUGCGCCUUGCUGUCAAGCAGGCAAACUGCCAACAUAUUAUGGUCUUUACUGACUCUAUGGGCUCAGCCCAUAGAGCGGUCGACCCCGGCGUGCAUUCUGGUCAGGCUUUUAGCCUGUCAGUUUGUCGCGUUCUUAAAGAGUGGUUUGAGGCGGACGAUCUCCGCCGCGUAACCUUCGUCUACGUCCCUUCUGCUCUGCGGUGGGACAUCCAUGGUGAGGCACACAAGUACGUCACAGAGCUCAAAGUCAGGGUUGGACGUCGUAAGGCGGACAACUCCAUAGACACGCUACGUUCUCGAGCGCACUCAGUCUUGGAUUCGUGGAGCUCCACUUUCCAAGAUCCAACCUACCGAGGCUCUGAAUUUUUAGAGCUUCAACAGCCUGACGGGCGGCCGCUACAGCCAUUGUACCUCAAUGGGGGACCUUGGCUCUCAACAUUCGGACACAGUAUUACUGAGUUCGCCCGCGUUUGCCGGUGUAUAACUGGCCACGCGCCCAUUGGAGCGUAUUAUCGUCGCUUCAAGAUCAACGAGCCUCACGGCUGCACUUGCGGGGCUGCUUUGCAGUCUCACCAGCAUAUUUCGCUGUCGAGAUAG